AUGAAGGAUUCAGCAGCCCUGGAAGAGGCGGGACUAACGGUGCAGCAGGGUAGCAAGCCUAACCCGAGACUACUCGUUCGUGGUGUCAGAACGGAUCGUAGAACGACUAGUUGCGUAAUCGAGGUAACACCGGAGAUUCGUAAUGUCUUGAUGAAGGAAGAGCAUAUCUUUAUCGACUACUCUGUCUGCAGAGUCACUGAUUAUGUAAGAGUAACGCAGUGUUACAAAUGCCUCGCUUUUGGUCAUUUUGCAAACAAAUGCAAAUUGGUGGCACUGUGCGGGCACUGUGCUGGUGAACAUGAAACCAAAGAUUGUGAGGAUAGAAGGGGUCGUCCAGUAUGUGGAAAUUGCAAGAGAUGGUCAUCAGGCGAGAGCACGGCACAUUCUGCGUUGGACAGCAAAAAUUGCCCUAUUCUACGACGGAGGAUCAUAGGCAAAGGGUAUCAGCUGCUUAGAGGUGAUAGAGUGGGCAAGGGUGGAGGCGGUGUAGCUGUCUUUGUGGCGAAUAACUUGCAUUGCAGGAUUGUUCGGCGAUCUGAGGGGACUUUCUGCGGAAAGCCCGAAUACUUGCUUGUUGAAAUCUCGCCGAGAGCUGGUUGUAGGCUACUUCUCGCUGUUGUUUAUAGACCGCCUCACUGCGGGUAUCUAUCGGACUUCUUCGAUGUUUUCUCUGAUCUGUCAGCCUCCUACAAGCAUGCCGUGAUAUUAGGCGAUUUCAAUGCUUUUCUAGCAAACUCGUAUGACGCCGAGCAGAUUCGGUCCUUCGUUGCCUCGUCUAGUCUGUACUUGAUUCAACGUCACAUCGCUAGGACUAUCAAGGUCAGAGAUUUCAAAGACUUCAAUGUAGACAGUUUCAUCAACGAACUGAACGCAUGUAAUUGGAGCGAGGUGUAUCAGACAAACGAUAUAGAUGGCAAGAUGGAAUUAUUCAACAAUUUUUUGAUGCACUGCUACGACAGGCAUGCUCCGCUUAAAACAAUACAGCAUAAACAUCUACCGGGGCCAUGGCUAACUACCGACAUUAAAGCCAUUAUGAGAGAGAGAGAUCUGGCGCGAAGAAGAUGGAGAAGACACAAAACGGAUAUAAACUAUGAGCUAUAUAAGACACUCAGAAAUAGAGCACGCAUGCUGGUGAGGGCGGCAAAGAGUGCUUACUAUAAUAAAAUUCUUGAUGAUACCCGUGAAUCGAGGGCACUAUGGAAAAGGCUAAGGCAUCUUGGCCUGAUUAAACAAAGAUCCGUUGAGGUGAGGCUUCUCUUUCCGGUUGAGGAACUCAAUAACUAUUUCUCUGGAGCGCCAAAUAGUCAACAAGUGGAGUCGGUAAAUAAAAUCUAUUUGGGUGAAGAAAUCUAUGGGGACACUAAAUUUUACUGGAGUGACAUCACCCCGCGGGACAUCUGCUCGGCUAUUCGACGAAACAAGUCCAUGGCUAUCGGUUGUGACAACAUUUCGCAAAAGCUUAUUGCAUCGGCUUUGCCUUGCAUUUUGCCAAUCUUGACGCAUCUGUUCAAUUUCUGUUUCUCACGUGGAGUAUUCUCGAGUGUGUGGAAGUUGGCGGUCGUUUGUCCGCUACCAAAGAUGAAGUGUCCUACGAAACUUGCCGACUAUAGGCCAAUUUCGGUUAUGUGUGCAAUUGCCAAAGCGAUGGAGCGUAUCGCUGCUGAGCAAAUCACGCGAUUCGUGGAACAGCAUGGUUUUCUGGAUCCUUAUCAAGCGGCAUAUCCUAGAGGGCAUUCCACUCAAUCGGCGGUGAUCGGAUUCUUGGACAAUGUUAGACGUGCUGCGGACAAGGAAGGUAACGGUGGCUAUCUUUCUGGACUUCACAAAGGCGUUCGAUAA
This is a messenger RNA of Wasmannia auropunctata (little fire ant), 1839 nucleotides long. RefSeq lists its product as uncharacterized. The transcript is spliced from 4 exons. Bases 1 to 1839 code for a protein of 612 amino acids. Lineage: Eukaryota; Metazoa; Arthropoda; Insecta; Hymenoptera; Formicidae. The record is from RefSeq and is a predicted model, not a curated record. Gene Ontology annotation, molecular function: nucleic acid binding; zinc ion binding.